Trifolium pratense (red clover) is the source of this 1316-nucleotide messenger RNA. Its product is annotated as prohibitin-3, mitochondrial-like. Gene Ontology annotation, biological process: mitochondrion organization. The record is from RefSeq and is a predicted model, not a curated record. The transcript is spliced from 3 exons. NCBI's taxonomy places the organism in Eukaryota, Viridiplantae, Streptophyta, Magnoliopsida, Fabales, Fabaceae. The coding region runs from base 102 to 941 and encodes 279 amino acids. Gene Ontology annotation, cellular component: mitochondrion; membrane.
AAAAAAAAAAAAACUAGAAAACCAAAACCCUUGUCAUCACUUCUUCCAUUUCCUUUGAACCCUAAAACCCUUUCUCUGUUUCUCUUUUCAAUCCAAACAAAAUGGGUAGCAAUCAAGCAGCAGUAACCAUCCUAACCAACGUAGCACGUGCCGCUUUCGGUCUCGGCGUCGCCGCAACCGCCGUGAAUUCAUCUAUCUACACAGUCGACGGUGGCCAACGCGCCGUUCUCUUCGAUCGAUUCCGCGGUAUUCUGGAACAACCAAUAGGUGAAGGAACUCAUUUCCUAAUCCCAUGGGUUCAAAAGCCUUACAUCUUCGAUAUUCGAACUCGUCCUCAUACAUUCUCAUCGAUCUCUGGUACAAAAGAUCUUCAGAUGGUGAAUCUUACUCUUCGUGUUCUUUCUCGUCCUGAUACGGAACGGUUACCUACUAUUGUUCAGAAUCUUGGUCUUGAAUAUGAUGAGAAAGUUCUUCCGAGUAUUGGUAAUGAAGUUUUGAAAGCUGUUGUUGCUCAGUUUAAUGCUGAUCAGCUUCUUACUGAUAGGCCUCAGGUUUCUGCUCUUGUUAGAGAUAGUCUUGUUAGAAGAGCUAAGGAUUUUAAUAUUCUUCUUGAUGAUGUUGCUAUUACUCAUUUGUCUUAUGGUGCUGAAUUCUCUAGGGCUGUUGAGCAGAAGCAGGUUGCACAACAAGAGGCAGAGAGAUCUAAAUUUGUUGUGAUGAAGGCUGAACAGGAACGUCGCGCUGCAAUUAUCCGUGCUGAGGGAGAAAGUGAAGCUGCCAAGCUGAUUUCUGAAGCUACUGCUAUUGCUGGUAAUGGGUUGAUUGAGCUUAGGAGGAUCGAGGCUUCCAGGGAAGUGGCGUCUACUUUGGCCAAGUCUCCUAAUGUCUCUUACCUUCCUGGUGGACAGAACCUGCUCAUGGCUCUUAAUGCUUCACGUUGAUGAGGGACUCAAUGAUAUGGGGCCAUCGCAUGCUUGGAUUUGAUCAUUGUCUUGAGGCUCUCCUUUGUUGGACAGACGUUUUUUCUUUCUUACUUUGUAGAUCCUAUCUAAUGUGAGCGAGCAUGGCUUCAUAUUGUUUUCGAAAAUAAUAGUUAGAAAUGGAUUUGGAUCUUAAUUCUUGAUAAUUGUAGGAAUAACAACAAAUUUUACAAGGUGAACAAUGAAAUUGAAUGCUUUCUUGUGUGGUUUCAGCUAGAGUGUUACCGCAUACGAAUGUGUUUGGGGCGAGUAAAUUUAUUUGUGUUUGAAUAUUUUACUUUAAAAUCAAGUUGUUGUAUGACAGUAGUUUACCAUAAUGUAGAUGCUACUUUUUCA